Molecule: messenger RNA, 830 nt
Organism: Nicotiana attenuata
Lineage: Eukaryota; Viridiplantae; Streptophyta; Magnoliopsida; Solanales; Solanaceae
Exons: 2
Coding region: 80-499 (139 amino acids)
Source: RefSeq, a predicted model, not a curated record
GAGUGACGAAAUUACUGCUUUCAUUUAAAUUCUCUUCCACGGUUUUACUGCAUUUGAUUAUUGUUGCUAUUUUGCAUCAAUGGCGUACUUCACCACUACUAUAUAUAUGGUCAUGAUUGUGUUAACCAGCAUUUUAUGCCAAGAAGGAUGCCAACAAAUAACACAACCUCCGAAUGCAAUAGUAGUAUUAGAUGGAUCAGGCAAUUAUAUAUACGACAAUAUAAUAAUGGCUGCAGUCUCGGCAGCUCCAAACAACAGCAUUACAAAAUUAUACUACAUCGAUCCUAAUAAAACAAGAAACCUACAACGAGUAUGUCCAAAUCGAAGAAUGGAAAACAAACAUAGUUCUCGUCGGAGAAGGAAUGGACAAAACCAUAAUAUCAAGCUAUGGAGGUGGCCUCGGGACGUAUUACACAGGGGUGAAUGGGCAAGGAUUCAUGCAUGGCGCAAGACAUCACUUUUCGAAACAUUGCUGGAGCUCAGAUGCAACAGGCAGUAGCUUUAAGGCGACCAUGGGGUAACUACUGUGAUCAUGCAGAGUUACAUAGACCUAUUGAUAAAUCCAAAAGGCUGGAUAGAGUUUCAGGGAGAGCCCCUAGUUCGCCCAUUCUAUAUGGAAUUCAAAAAUAGAGGACCUGGUGCAAACACAACGGGACGUGUGAUGUGGGCGUGUGUCACUAAUGAUCCUAAGGUCUCAUCAAGUUCACUAUCAGGAAUUUUAUCUAGGGUGAUAAAUGAAUACCCUCCACAGUCCCACAUUACUUUGAUCUGCAAUGAAUGCAAAUGAUAUUGUAAUCCACGAUUUCUGCUAGUUAUAGCAGUAUAGUAUC